Molecule: messenger RNA, 2760 nt
Organism: Lytechinus variegatus (green sea urchin)
Lineage: Eukaryota; Metazoa; Echinodermata; Echinoidea; Temnopleuroida; Toxopneustidae
Gene: syvn1
Product: E3 ubiquitin-protein ligase synoviolin A-like
Exons: 15
Coding region: 100-2097 (665 amino acids)
Cellular component (GO): cytoplasm
Source: RefSeq, a predicted model, not a curated record
ACUUACGAGUUGAAGAAACGACACACAGAUAUUGUUACGCGAUAUGCGGAGAGACGAAAUAAAAACAUUUCGCAGCCGGGAUCAUUAAUAAAAUUCAAGAUGAGGGGAAUUAUGCUAACAGUUACCAGCUUCGCGCUUACAGCUGCUGUCCUUGGAAAUGCAUAUGUUCAGAAGAAGCAAUUUUAUCCAUCCGUAGUGUAUAUUACCAAGUCAAAUCCAAGUUUAGCGGUGCUGUACCUACAAGCAUUCGUUCUGGUUAUACUCAUGGGGAAACUCUUCAAGAAAGUGUUCUUUGGCCAGCUCAGAGCUGCUGAGAUGGAGCAUCUAAUAGAAAGAUCAUGGUACGCUGUGACAGAAACCUGCCUGGCAUUCACCGUGUUCAGGGAUGACUUCGGUCCUCGGUUCGUGGCCAUGUUCACACUGCUUCUCUUCAUCAAAUGUUUCCAUUGGCUGGCAGAGGAUAGAGUCGAUUAUAUGGAGAGGAGUCCAGUCAUCUCCUGGGUGUUCCAUAUGAGAGUUAUUACCCUUCUUGUGGUCCUUGGCUGCUUUGACUUGGUGUUUAUCAACUGUGCGUAUCAUAGUACUUUAACCAAGGGAGCUUCCGUUCAACUUGUCUUCGGGUUUGAGUAUGCGAUCUUAUUGACUGUGUUAAUCAAUGUGUUCUUCAAGUAUGUAUUGCACACCAUUGAUCUUCAGAGUGAGAAUCCGUGGGAAAACAAAGCUGUGUACAUGCUUUACACUGACCUCAUUAUGGGUUUUAUCAAAGUGUUUCUUUACACAGCGUUUGUGGCCAUCAUGAUCAAGAUUCAUACAUUCCCUCUGUUUGCCACCAGGCCUAUGUACUUAGCCAUGAGGUCUUUCAAGAAAGCUGUACACGAUGUCAUUAUGUCUAGAAGAGCCAUCCGUAAUAUGAACACACUGUACCCCGAUGCCACCGCCGAAGACCUUGCCAACACCGAUAGCAUCUGCAUCAUCUGCCGAGAGGACAUGGUGGCAGCGGAGCCGGGCGCACCGGCAGGAGGCGCCGGAAGCUGCAAGAAGCUUCCUUGCAACCACAUCUUCCACAGCAGCUGCCUCCGGUCGUGGUUCCAACGUCAGCAGACCUGCCCCACCUGCAGAAUGGACGUUCUCAGGCUUUCCGUGGUGGCUGCGAGCCAGAGGCUCAGGCAGGGGCAGCAGCAGCAACAGGGGGUGGGGCAGCAGGGACAGGCGGGGGUGGGACAACAAGGCAAUGGACAAGUGCCACCUGUACCAGGGCAAGGUAUGCCCCCUUUUCCACCAGGCUUCCAGUUUUGGCUUCCUCAAUAUCAAGGAGGAGUGCCCCCCUUUCCUCAGCCCCCUGUACCCCCUCAACCAUCGUCAUCAUCAUCCUCAACUACUCAACCAGGUACUUCAACAUCUACACCAUCCACUGCGGCUUCACAAGCCACAUCACCUGGAACGCCAUCAUCAGCAGGUGCAAGUGCAGGCACGCCCACAUCCUUGGGUACUUCUCUACCAAACUUCCCUCCUCCUCCAAGCAUGGGUGCUCCUGGUAUGGGUAUGUUCCCCCCGAUGAUGCCUCCAUUCAUGAUGCCAUUUGGCAUGUCACCUCCAAUGCCCCCACCCAACUUCAGCGGUCUGUCUGAUGAAGAGCUUCGGGCCAUGGAAGGCAUGGAGAGACAGCACGUCCAAGCCAGGAUUGAAUGCCUCCAGAACAUCCAGGCUCUCCUCGAUGCCGCCGUCAUUCAGAUGCAACAGUACAGUACCAUCGUGUCGGGAUCAGGUGUACCUACCGUUCCUGUCACGCCAGCCUCCACCAACACAACGUCAGCCACCUCCACGGUCCCCACCCCUACAGUGCAGACGGAGGCAUCAGCCGCCCCGCCCACCACACCCAGUGAACCAGAGACAUUAACAUCGACAGCUGCUCCCAAGGCCAGCGAGUCAAGCAAUGAUUUAUCAGCCUUAGAGGGCGCCGUUGGCUUUACGUCACCCGUCAAGGACAUCAAGGAUGAAGAAGCGGAACCGGUGCCAGAGAGUCCCGAGGAACAGGAACGCAACGAGGUUAGGAGGAGACGGUUACAGAGACUCAGUAGCAACACAUCAACUUCAUGAGAUUUUUCCUUGGGUUACAGAGGUUACAGAGACUCAGUAUUGAAACAUCGACUUCACACAAGAUUUCCUUGAUCAUCUUUUCAUUCCUCCCCUUAUGAAGAUGAAUAUUAUAUCGCCAUGGCAACACUGCAUGAAACAGUUAACAAGAACAGCUUUGGCGUGGUUGCUGAUCUGAAGUUAUUCUGCUUUUAAUUUUUUUCUUCAGUUAAUCCUGCCUUUGUGAGCAGAGCAUGGAAGAUUUGUGAACAGUAUUUUGAAAUUUAUGUUUAUUUAAUAAGGAUAGCAGCUUGCUUAUCAUUACAUAUUGAGCUGAAAUUAUUGGGGUAGUUUUUAUUUAUUUUCAGUAAUUUGGAGAGUCCAUCAUCACAAUAAUAUGACCAUUGUUUCCUUAUGUUUGCCCUAACAAAUCAUGAACAACUCUUUAAUGUAAUGAAUAACCAUUACAUUUGCAUUACUUUUUAGGCUUAAUGUAGCUUUUAGGCCCACUUAAAGGGAUGGUCCGGGUUGAAAGUAUGCAUAGCUUAAUAAAUAGAGUAGAAUUCACUGAGCAAAAAGCCGAAAAUUUCAUUCAAAUCAGAAAACAAAUAACAGAGCUAUUGAAUUUUAGAUUUUAGCUACCGGUAUUUUUCUUCUUAAAACAGUGGUCAUGAAUAUUCAUUAGGU